GUGCGAGAACAUGUUUUUGUCCAAUGGCAUGGGCUUUCUCGGCAGCCCCCCACGACAUCCAGGAGACAUCCAGCAGAGGCCCAGGUUUGACCCCAUGGGCCCUAGCGUAAGUCCUACAACAUGGUGAACCUUCGGAUUUUCAAACACGCCCCUGGGCCUGGGGAAAAGUCAUGCGACGAAGGCCCAGGAGGUCCCCGGAAUACUUCACAUGUGGAGUCGGGGUUUUGAGGACGAUCCACUCAAUGCCAACGUACGGCAUGGUGGCGGAUAUUGAGUGCGUAAUUCUUUUGCCGGACCUCAUGCGCAGGCCUGAAGCAAUGCUCGUAUUUUUCACCCUAUUGUUUUGUGGCGCAAUGGGUGCACGCCCUACACCAGAUGAGAUGGACCUCCACGUUGAUCCAGUGACCACCAAUUCGUCGAUUCCGGUUGGGUCCUCAUCUUUCUUGGACGGGAACACCGAGGUUUCGGAUUCUGCCGGCACUUUCCCGGUGUUGAAGCUGAUCGGGUUCUUGACCCGCGAGCUUCAGGAGCAGUAUCUCCCAAGCGACCCGGACAAGUUCUGUUGGAUGGCCUCUUAUGGCAGGGGAGUCGGCAAGGUGCUCUCCCACUGCAAGGGGGGCGGCAGACUUGUGGCCGGCCUGUGCUACCAGGGCAAAGACAUUGUCGGCACCAUCCUGUCGUGUCCUCCAGAGGAAGAGCAGAAUGGAGCACAUUGUGCUACCCGCGCUGCCGCCCCGGCUACCACGGCGUGGGGCCCGUGUGCUGGGCGGCCUGCCCUCCGGGCUGGGUGCAGUGCGCGCUGGGCUGUGCAGUGGACCAGGCCAGCUGCCUCGGCAACGUGUGGGGCCAGGUGCAGGCUUUGCCACCGGACGCUAUCCCCGCCGACGGAGCUUUUGACAUCGCUGAGUCGAUCAGGAAGGCCAUCAAGCAGAGUCUGGGCAAGGCAGUGGCCAAAGCAGUGGUUGGACUGGUUGGCCAGGCGGCGAAGAACGCCGCGAAGGCGAAAGCCACAGAGGUGGCGGGUGAUUUGCCGAGAGAGAUCAUGA
Molecule: messenger RNA, 1046 nt
Organism: Prorocentrum cordatum
Lineage: Eukaryota; Dinophyceae; Prorocentrales; Prorocentraceae
Source: the annotation of a GenBank genome assembly